Peromyscus eremicus (cactus mouse) is the source of this 704-nucleotide messenger RNA. RefSeq names its product claudin domain containing 2 (gene Cldnd2). The record is from RefSeq and is a predicted model, not a curated record. NCBI's taxonomy places the organism in Eukaryota, Metazoa, Chordata, Mammalia, Rodentia, Cricetidae. The transcript is spliced from 4 exons. Gene Ontology annotation, cellular component: plasma membrane. Bases 75 to 605 code for a protein of 176 amino acids.
CUCACAGAGAGCCACCCUCCCUCCCCCAUACUGUGGGCUGUCUGUCCCAGGGGACCAGGCUCUGCUUCCUUGGCAUGGGGGUGAAGAGGAGCCUUCAGACUGGAGGCAAUUUGCUUAAUCUCUUGACCAGCAUCCUCACAAUACUGUCCACUGCUACCAACUACUGGAUCCGACAACAGGGAGGCCACAGUGGCCUGUGGCAGGAGUGUAGCCAUGGCAUCUGCUCCAACAUUCCCUGCCAGAACACCCUGGCGGUGACCGCAGCGUGCAUGGUAUUGGCAGCAACCUUCAGUAUCAUAUCUUUGGGGUUGGGGAUGAGGAUUCGGUGCCAAGAGGGCGAGUCACUGCGUAGCCAGAAUGCCAUUGUCUUACUUUUUCUCAGCGGGCUCUUGCUGCUGAUUGCAUUGGCUGGAUACACUGCAAAGAAUGCCUGGAAGCCGGAAGUCUUCUUCUCCUGGUCCUACUUUUUCGGAUGGCUGGCUUUACCCUUCUCGUUUCUUGCGGGUAACCAGCCCAAGGGGAAGAGGGUGGAGACUACCCCUCUAGAGGACUCCCCACCCCAGAAACUUCCCAGUCACCUGUUCUCCCAGGAAAGCCCACAAUGACUUCCAGGGACUCCCCAACACCUGCACUCCAGAUUCCAGCACACCCGGUGGAGACGCCCUUGGAGCCCCCAUCCCUAGUCCCCAGGCAGGCCAGGUCAU